Messenger RNA from Ananas comosus (pineapple), 1230 nucleotides. Its product is annotated as ubiquitin carboxyl-terminal hydrolase 3. The transcript has 9 exons. Bases 130 to 837 code for a protein of 235 amino acids. Gene Ontology annotation, biological process: ubiquitin-dependent protein catabolic process; protein deubiquitination. Lineage: Eukaryota; Viridiplantae; Streptophyta; Magnoliopsida; Poales; Bromeliaceae. Gene Ontology annotation, cellular component: cytoplasm. Gene Ontology annotation, molecular function: cysteine-type deubiquitinase activity. The record is from RefSeq and is a predicted model, not a curated record.
AUCCAACCGUAAAGGAUUGGAGUGUCUCCCAGAUUCCAAGUCCUCCCUGCGUGUAUUUUGGCGCAUCAAUUUUCACCUCACGACUCUUUUACGACUCUCUCUCUCAUUUCACGCUCUUCUCCUCCUCCGAUGUCGUCGUCGCCCUCCACCAAGCGGUGGCUUCCUCUCGAAGCCAACCCCGAUGUCAUGAAUCAGUUUAUUUGGGGAUUGGGAGUUCCCGAGGAUGAAGCGGAGUUCAACGAUGUGUACGGAUUGGAUGAGGAGCUCUUGGAGAUGGUGCCUAAACCGAUUCUCGCAGUGUUGUUCCUUUUCCCCUACUCUUCGGAGAUUGAAGCUGAGAGGCAAGCUGAUAGAGAACUGUGGUCCAAGGGUGAAACGAAGGAAAUAAACGGGAAGGUGUACUUUCUUAAACAAACAGUGGAUAAUGCUUGUGGAACAAUUGGGGUACUUCAUUCUAUAGGAAAUGCUACUUCAGACAUCAAGCUAGUGGAGGGAUCAUACCUGGAUAGAUUUUAUAAAGCAACAGCUAAAAUGGAUCCUUUUGAGCGUGCUGCUUUUCUCGAAAAUGACAGAGAAAUGGAGGAUGCACACUCCGUUGCAGCUACUGGAGGGGAUACAGAGGCCAAACCGGAAGUCAAUGAACAUUAUAUUUGCUUCACAUGUGUUGAUGGAGAACUUUAUGAGCUUGAUGGAGAAAAAUAUCAACCAAUAUCACAUGGUCCUUCGUCACCUGGUACCUUAUUGCAGGAUGCUGCAAAGGUCAUAAAAGCCAUGAUCGAGAAAAAUCCCGACUCGAUUAACUUCAACGUCAUGGUGCUCUCAAAGAAAGAGCAGUGAUGAACCGAUACACACAAAAUUGACCCAACUUCCGUCUCAUCGAAAUCUCUUCAUACUUUCUCGAGUUCUUGGUUGCGGCUCUUGCUUUGGAAAACAUGUGAUUGUAUAUGCUUGCAGUUCUUUUCUGAUCUGUAUGUCAGAAAAAUGACUUCUUGUGAUGGAAUCGAAUGUGGAUGGAGGUUCCGGUUUACCUUUUUUUUAUUAUUUUCUGCAGAUAUUUGUGCCAGUCGCUUGUGGCUGUUACAUCUUUUUGUGGAAAUCAAGAUGUAGUUGCUUGGUCGUACAAGUAGGUUAACAGAUGUUAAGAUUAUCAAAUCUGAUCUGCCGAAUACUCCUGGUGACUACAAUGAUCGAAUUUUAAAAGAUUGAGAUUGAAACAAGAUUCAUAGCAAA